Molecule: messenger RNA, 3152 nt
Organism: Antechinus flavipes (yellow-footed antechinus)
Lineage: Eukaryota; Metazoa; Chordata; Mammalia; Dasyuromorphia; Dasyuridae
Gene: NELL1
Product: neural EGFL like 1
Exons: 20
Coding region: 292-2697 (801 amino acids)
Molecular function (GO): protein binding; calcium ion binding
Source: RefSeq, a predicted model, not a curated record
UCCCCGGGCACGGCGCACCCUCUCCCGGCACGGCGCAUGGACUGAUCCCGGAGCGCAGAGCAGCGCAGCUCCGCACCCCACCGGCCGCUGCAGCCCAGCCGAGUCUUCUCUCGCCCGCCGCUGUGCUCCGGGCUCUCCGUGGCCUCUCGGAGUCUCCCACUCGUCACCCUCCCCUCUUCAACUUUGAAGGGUCCGUGCAGUGCGGGCCACAAGAUUUCCGGGAGCUUUCCUGAUUUUUGCUUUUUUUUCUGUGCGCCCCUUCCCGCGGGGACCCACCGGGAGCCAGUGCCCAUGGAUAUAAUCUUGGUCCUGUGGGUUUGUUUGAGCGCAGCCAGGUCAGUGGUAGGCUUUGGAAUGGACCCUGACCUUCAACUUGACAUUAUCACUGAGCUUGAUCUUGUGAAUACGACUGUUGGAGUUACUCAGGUGUCAGGACUACACAAUACCAGCAAAGCAUUUUUGUUUCAAGAUGUAGAAAGAGAGAUCCAUGCAGCCCCACAUGUGACUGAGAAGUUAAUUCAACUCUUUCGGAAUAAAAGUGAAUUCACGUUCUUGGCUACUGUGCAGCAGAGGCCAUCAACUUCAGGAGUGAUUCUGUCUAUAAGAGAGCUGGAGCACAGCUAUUUCGAACUGGAGACCAGUGGCUUGAGGGAUGAGAUAAGAUAUCACUAUAGAUUUAAUGGGAAAUCAAGGACGGAAGCUUUUCCCUACCGGAUGGCUGAUGGCCAGUGGCACAAGAUUGCUCUGUCGGUUAGUGCUUCCCAUCUUCUGCUCCAUGUGGACUGCAACAGUGCUGUCCCUCAUCUAGCCAUUGCCAUUGCCAAUGUCAUUGUGGACUCCAAUCCAUGCUCUCAUAUAACUAAUGAGGGUGUCAUUCAAGACGUGAAAGUCAUCUUUAUGCCAAAUGGAUACAUAACACAAUGUCCUAACCUGAAUCGCACAUGUCCAACCUGCAGUGAUUUCUUAAGCCUGGUGCAAGGGAUAAUGGAUUUGCAAGAGCUUUUGGCCAAAAUGACUGCCAAACUGAAUUAUGCAGAAACAAGACUCAGUCAGUUGGAAAACUGCCAUUGUGAGAAGACCUGUCAAGUAAAUGGACUGAUCUAUCGAGACCAAGACUCCUGGGUAGACGAUGAUCACUGCAGGAAUUGCACGUGUAAAAGUGGAGCGGUAGAAUGCCGGAGGAUGUCCUGUCCCCCUCUCAACUGCUCUCCUGACUCACUCCCUGUCCACAUUGGAGGCCAGUGUUGUAAAGCAUGUCGCCCAAAGUGUAUCUAUGGUGGAAAAGUUCUCGCUGAGGGCCAUAGAAUUUUAACCAAGAGCUGUCGAGAAUGUCGAGGUGGAGUUUUAGUAAAAGUGACUGAAACGUGUCCUCCUUUGAACUGCUCAGCGGAAGAUCACAUUCUCCCAGAGAACCAGUGCUGUAGCGUCUGCAGAGGUCAUAACUUUUGUGCAGAAGGACCCAAAUGUGGUGAAAAUUCUGAGUGCAAAAACUGGAACACCAAAGCUACCUGUGAAUGCAAGAGUGGUUAUAUUUCUAUCCAAGGAGACUCUGCAUACUGCGAAGAUAUUGAUGAAUGUGCUGCUAAGAUGCACUAUUGCCAUGCUAACACAGUGUGUGUUAACCUGCCUGGAUUGUAUCGUUGUGACUGUGUCCCAGGAUAUAUCCGUGUGGAUGACUUUUCAUGUACAGAACAUGAUGAAUGUGGUAGCGGCCAGCACACCUGUGAUGACAAUGCAAUCUGCACUAAUACUGUCAGGGGACACAGCUGCACCUGCAAGCCUGGCUAUGUGGGCAAUGGAACCAUCUGCCGAGCUUUCUGUGAAGAAGGAUGCAGAUAUGGAGGGACGUGUAUGGCCCCUAAUAAAUGCCUCUGUCCAUCUGGAUUCACAGGAAGCCACUGCGAAAAAGAUAUUGAUGAAUGUACAGAGGGAAUCAUUGAGUGCCACAACCAUUCUCGCUGUGUUAACCUGCCAGGGUGGUACCACUGUGAGUGCAGAAGCGGUUUCCAUGACAAUGGAACCUAUUCACUUUCCGGAGAAUCCUGUAUUGACAUAGAUGAAUGUGCCUUAAGGACCCACACCUGUUGGAAUGAUUCUGCCUGCAUCAACCUCGCAGGAGGGUUUGAUUGCCUUUGUCCUUCUGGGCCAUCCUGCUCUGGGGACUGUCCCCAUGAAGGCGGCCUAAAGAGAAAUGGUCAAGUGUGGACUCUGAAAGAGGACCGGUGCUCAGUGUGUUCCUGCAAGGAUGGAAAGAUAUUCUGCCGACGGACUGCUUGUGAUUGUCAGAAUCCAAGUGUUGAUCUCUUCUGCUGCCCAGAAUGUGACACCAGAGUUACCAGUCAGUGUUUAGACCAAAAUGGACAUAAACUCUAUCGAAGUGGAGACAACUGGACAUACAGCUGCCAGCAGUGCCGCUGCAUGGAAGGAGAAGUGGACUGUUGGCCACUCACCUGCCCCAGCCUGAGCUGCGAGUACACGGCAGUCUCCGAAGGGGAAUGUUGCCCCCGCUGCGUCAGUGACCCCUGCCUGGCAGAUAACAUUGCCUAUGACAUCAGAAAAACCUGUCUAGACAGCUAUGGCGUGACCAGACUUAGCGGUGCCAUUUGGACAAUGGCUGGAUCCCCCUGCACAACCUGCAAAUGCAAGAAUGGAAGUGUGUGCUGUUCUGUGGAUUUAGAAUGUCUUCACAAUAACUGAAGUAUUUAGCAUGGACUUACCUGGGUGAGGAAAACAACAGACACAGUGAUCACUCAAAAUAAUGAAGAAGUUGGUGUUUUAUAUCACAGACAAUUACCAAAGGCUCCAUCAGACGAAGAUAUUGGGGAGCUGCCUUUUGGGACCUACCACUAUGCUCAUUCUUGCUAAUCUAGUCUAGAUGACUUACAGUCCAACACAUAUAAGUCUAUGAUUGUUUAAAAAAAAAAAAAGUCUCCCGUGUUGUAAAUCACCUCUCUUCCCUAUCAGAUCAUUUGAAAACACACUGAAAUGAUUUCAUGGUAAACUUGGCUGUGUUUUUUGGUUUAUACUUUGUGUAUUGACAUAAGAGAAAUUUGCCUUCCCAUCCCCACCCCAAUGCCCUUCCUUUUUAAUUUUUGGAGCUAGAGUCUAGAUUCUACCAAUAAAGCUUCCUGUGUGAUUUUUGUCCCAUACAA